GUUUUUGCACCACUCCAUGGAGGUGGAUUUCUGGGACCUUAGGAGUAAUGUGCCUUUUGUUGAUGGCUAUUUUUGGAAUUGUGUUGAAACACUACUCUGACUGCUGUUCUUGCCAGGAGAGGUGGAUUGGGUACAGCUGUAACUGUUACUUCAUUUCCAAUGAAUCCAAAACGUGGAAUGAAAGUAGUGAUUUCUGUGCUUCUCAUAAUUCCACCCUUCUUCAGAUGAACAAUAGAAAUGAAUUGCAGCACUUUAUGAAAUUCAGUAAAAAAUAUUACUGGGUUGGAGCCAUCUACAGUGAAAAACAACAAGCCUGGGCGUGGCUGAAUGGCUCUGCUCUCUCUCAAGAUCUAUUCUCCUCCUAUCAAACUGCAAAUUCAAAGAACUGCAUAGUAUACAACCCACACCUUGGUUUUAAGGAUCAACCUUGCAUGUGGAAAAACUUAUAUAUCUGUAAGCAAGAACUUAUGUAG
Messenger RNA from Talpa occidentalis (Iberian mole), 473 nucleotides. Its product is annotated as natural killer cells antigen CD94-like. Lineage: Eukaryota; Metazoa; Chordata; Mammalia; Eulipotyphla; Talpidae. The record is from RefSeq and is a predicted model, not a curated record. Gene Ontology annotation, biological process: stimulatory C-type lectin receptor signaling pathway; positive regulation of natural killer cell mediated cytotoxicity. The annotation marks the transcript as partial. The transcript has 4 exons.